This is a messenger RNA of Nannospalax galili (Upper Galilee mountains blind mole rat), 2330 nucleotides long. It is a transcript of the gene Sox30, whose product is annotated as SRY-box transcription factor 30. Gene Ontology annotation, cellular component: nucleus. NCBI's taxonomy places the organism in Eukaryota, Metazoa, Chordata, Mammalia, Rodentia, Spalacidae. Gene Ontology annotation, biological process: regulation of transcription by RNA polymerase II. Gene Ontology annotation, molecular function: sequence-specific double-stranded DNA binding; DNA-binding transcription factor activity, RNA polymerase II-specific. The transcript has 5 exons. The record is from RefSeq and is a predicted model, not a curated record. The coding region runs from base 1 to 2286 and encodes 761 amino acids.
AUGGGCAGGGCCAGGCCUGAGCUGCCGCCGCGCCAACCGCCGCGGCCUACUCCGCCGCGCCCGUUGCGCCCCGCUCGGCCGGCGCUGCCCGUCGAGGCCACCACCUUCCCAGCCGCGGCCUCCGAGCGGCCCCUGUCGCCGGCGGCCCAGGCCAUAGCCGCCAUCGCCGCGGUGGCCUCGUCGUGCGGGGAGGCCGCGGUGGCGGGAGCACAGACAGGGGCGCGGCGCCUGCUGCAGGUGAAGCCGGAGCAGGUGCUGGUGCUGCCACCCGGGCCUCUGUUACCGCAGGCCGCUGAGGAGGAUGCCGCGGCUGCGUCGUCUGCGCAAGCGCUCCUGCUGCAGCUGAGGCCCGAGCUGUUGCUAUUGCCUCCUGCGGCCGGCGGCUGUGCCUGCGGGCCCGAGCUGCGCCCUAUGCAUCCGGGGCCACUGCACAUCAAGGUGGAGAAGCAGGAGCUGGCGGCCGGCCUGGACCUGUCGGUGGGACCUCGGAGGGGCGUAGAUGCCAGCCCGAGGCCCUCCAGUGCCGCCAAGGUGGAUGGCGCCGGGAAGGCCUUCGAUGGCCGCCGAGGAGACGAGAAGGCCAAAGUGGAGGCCGAAGAGGUGAUGAGGGGUGUGCUGAAGGGCGGGGAAGGCCAGAGCCUGGCCAUCAGAGAAGUCGUCAUCAAGACGGAGAAGCCGGACCCAUUCCAUGAGGACUGCAGGCUGGGCGCGGAGGCUGCGUCCAACGGCCUGCUCCAUGGCAGCAAGGAGGCCAUCCUGGGCCAGCCGCCCAUCACUUUGGGGGCACACCAGCAAGACCUCAGGUUCCCUUUGACUCUGCACACCGUCCCUCUUGGGGCCCGGAUCCAGUUCCAAGGGCCGCCGCCUUCGGAGCCGAUCCGGCUGUCGAAGGUCCCCCUGACACCGGUGCCCAUUAAGAUGCAGUCCUUACUGGAGCCUUCUGUAAAAAUCGAAACCAAAGAUGUCCCGCUCACGGUGCUUCCCUCAGACGCAGGAAUACCUGACACUCCCUUCAGUAAGGACAGAAAUGGUCAUGUGAAGCGACCCAUGAAUGCAUUUAUGGUUUGGGCAAGAAUCCACCGACCGGCACUAGCCAAAGCUAACCCAGCCGCCAACAAUGCAGAAAUCAGUGUCCAGCUUGGGUUAGAGUGGAACAAACUCAGUGAAGAACAAAAGAAACCCUAUUAUGAUGAAGCACAGAAGAUUAAAGAAAAACACAGAGAGGAAUUUCCUGGUUGGGUUUAUCAGCCUCGUCCAGGGAAACGAAAACGCUUCCCUCUAACUGUUUCCAAUGUAUUUUCUGGUACCACACAGAAUAUUAUUUCUACAAAUCCUACAACAAUUUAUCCUUAUCGCUCACCUACCUACUCUGUGGUAAUUCCUGGCCUUCAAAACACCAUCACUCAUCCAGUUGGUGAAGCCGCAUCUGCCAUCCAGCUGCCCACGCCUGCAGUCCAGCGCCUAAGCCCCAUCACACUUUUCCAGCCCAGCGUCUCCAGUACUGGCCCAGUGGCUGUCCCACCUCCAAGUCUGACACCCCACCCAGCACUCCUACCCCAAGGCUUUCCUGGGCCUUCCCAAACUGACAUUCAUAGGCUCCCUUCCAGAGCCAGUGGCUCUUUGAAGAGACCCACUCCGGUGUCUCUGGAGAGCACCAGCAGGAUUCCAGCUCGCGCAAGUACUGCCCAUGCCAGAUUUACAGCCUCGCCUGUCCAGCCACCCAAGGAGUGUUCCAGCGUUUCCACUUGUCCCCGAAGCACACCACUUCCUCCUGCUACUCCCAUUCCACACUCACAUGUCUACCAGCCCCCGCCCCUUGGCCCUCCUGUCACACUGUUUGGAACACCACCUCGAUUCUCAUUUCAUCACCCUUACUUCCUCCCUGGACCUCACUACUUCCCAUCAAGCACGUGCCCUUAUAGUCGGCCUCCUUUUGGCUAUGGAAACUUUCCAAGUUCAAUGCCAGAAUGUCUUGGUUAUUAUGAAGACAGGUACCAGCAUGAGGCUGUAUUUUCUGCUUUAAAUAGAGACUAUCUUUUCAGAGACUACCCAGAUGAGCACACACACAGGGAAGACUCGCGGAGCUGUGAGAUCAUGGAUGGGUCUCCUUACUGCAACAGUCACGGCCACAGUGGGGAGCAGUACUUGAACCCCAUGUCCCCACUGGACAUUGGAACCCUGGAGAACGUCUUCACAGCCCCAGCAUCAGCUCCCUCUGGCCUUCAGCAAGUCAAUGUCACUGACAGUGAUGAGGAAGAAGAAGAAAAAGUGCUCAGGAAUUUAUAAUUUAAAACAAAUAUGCACAGAAAAUAAAUAUUUCUUAAAAUAUA